This is a messenger RNA of Hermetia illucens (black soldier fly), 3582 nucleotides long. It is a transcript of the gene neb, whose product is annotated as kinesin-like protein KIF14. Gene Ontology annotation, biological process: microtubule-based movement. The transcript has 5 exons. Lineage: Eukaryota; Metazoa; Arthropoda; Insecta; Diptera; Stratiomyidae. Gene Ontology annotation, molecular function: microtubule binding; ATP hydrolysis activity; microtubule motor activity. The coding region runs from base 98 to 3490 and encodes 1130 amino acids. Gene Ontology annotation, cellular component: kinesin complex; microtubule. The record is from RefSeq and is a predicted model, not a curated record.
UUGAUGAGUUUUUAUCGUUAAUUUGUGUUUUUCCUAUGGUUACAUGCCGGUUUAAUAUUAAAACAUUUAACCCCCACCUAAGAAAACAUUGUCGACAAUGUCGUCGAAAAAUACACCCACUAAUUCCCGUAAUAAUAAGCCUCUAGUGCCAAAUGUUUCCGGGUCGAAUUCUAGCUCCCUUUUCAAGCACAUAACGCGCCGAAAUUUCAAUAAAUCCGGUUCGAUUGGAAAUACCGCGGAAAAGGGCACGCCUGCAAAUCUGCUGAAUACCGCGUUCUCUUCUGGAAGCUCUUCUGUAUCGCGAACGCCAAAUUCGAGUGCGAAAAGUCGGUCAAAAAUUCCAUCAACUUCUCUGAACGCUUGCUACACGCCGUCAUCCCUUUAUCGCAAUGCGGGUAAAAGUGCGAGCACCUCGACACCAACAUCACUUACUGCAAAAAGUCUAAAAUUCAACACACCCAAAACUACGCCCAAAACGAGUGAUCCUGGAACGCCAGAAUGUUUUUCAAAAGUGUCCCUCGAAACUCCCAGGCGGUCUGCAAAGUCAUGUGGCGACGAAAAUCGUUCCAUGCGGGAUAUGGAGAUCAGCAACUUGAAAGUAGCCGUCCGAGUUCGGCCACUCAAUGCCCAAGAAUGCUUGAACCCGUCCGUAACGAAUAUCAUCCAAGUAGACGAGAAUGAGGUGACCGUUGUUGCUGGGACUACUGCGGACAGCUCAGCUGGCGUAAGCCACAGUUUCCAAUACGAUGAUGCCUUUUGGUCUGUAAACUCGGACGACCCACAUUAUGCGAGCCAGGAGGACGUGUUCCGUAGCAUAGGCAUUCCGCUUGUAGACAAAGCCUUCGAAGGCUACAACGCAUGCUUGUUUGCCUAUGGUCAGACGGGCUCAGGGAAAAGCUACAGCAUGACGGGAAUCGAAACCGACGACAAUGACUUCGACCCGAAAUCGGAGGCUGGAAUAAUCCCGCGGUUUUGUAAGGAGGUUUUCCGGCGAAUCAACUCGCUGAAGAAGACAACAGAAGUGGAAGUCGAAGUGAGCUACUUCGAGAUUUAUAAUGAGAAAAUUCACGAUCUGCUCUGCGUAGCACAACUCGAGUCUAACGGCGGUGCCAAUCCCAGCAAACGAAGUGCGUUGCGCGUGCGCGAGCAUCCUGUCUGGGGUCCUUACGUAGUCGACUUAAGCACGCACCCAGUCGACUCAUAUGCAGCGUUAAAAAACUGGCUAACAGUUGGCAAUAGCCAGCGAGCGACAGCGGCAACCGGAAUGAAUGACAAAAGUUCGAGAUCUCAUUCUAUUUUCAAUAUUGUCAUGAACUUAUCGGAAAUCGACGAGGCAUCCGAAGGCGUUAGUAAGAAAAUUAAGCACACCAAAAGGAGCAAAAUCAGUUUAGUGGAUUUGGCUGGAAGCGAAAGGAUUAGUCAUGGGAGCACGACCGGGGACCGGGUACGUGAAGGUGUAAGCAUAAACAAGAGUCUGCUGACCCUGGGGAAAGUGAUCGCGGCCCUGGCUGAUUCGAAGCGAGGCCCUUCUGCAUUUGUGCCAUAUCGAGAGUCGGUAUUAACCUUCUUGCUUCGGGAAAGCCUUGGUGGCAAUUCGAGGACAGUAAUGUUGGCUACAAUUUCACCAGCAAGUGUUCAUAUUGAUGAAACUCUUGCCACUUUACGCUACGCUUGCCAGGCUCGAACAAUCAUCAACCGAGUGAAAGUCAACGAAGAUCCUCACGAUCGGAUAAUCCGGGAACUUCGGGCUGAAGUAGAACGUUUGCAAGGUUUACGACAGGACUAUGAACGUCAAAAGCGUCAUUCAGCGAAUGGUGGUCAACCACGAAAGAUAAUCAUUGAAACAUCAGUAGAUGAAUCAGAAGUAGACGCACUUCGGGUUGAAUUAGCUGCUAUGGAAAAGGAACUUGCAAAAGCUGAGAAGUCAUGGAGGGAACGGCUGCAAGAAGCAGAGAACCGGAGAAAGUCAGAGAUGCGUAUGCUUCGCAGAAAAGGUCUUGCCAUGGAAUUGUCUGCUGAACAAAAACAAGUUUGCCUCAUUAAUCUUGCGGCCGAUCCAAUUCUUUCGGGAACAUUGUUUUACAUUAUUCCACAAGGUAAAGUGCGGAUAGGUAGGACAACGCCGUCAGCAUUCCCGCAACCAGACAUUGUCCUCGAUGGACCUUUGGUUGCUUUCAAUCAUUGUUGUGUUGAAAAUAUAGACGGCCAAUUGUUCAUAUCAUCAGAAAAUCCGGAUUUCGAAACGUUUGUCAACGGGGAUCUCCUUGUUGAGCGGAAACAACUGUUCCACGGUGAUAGACUUGUGAUUGGUGGAUCUCAUUAUUUCCGUGUCUCAAAUCCGCACUGCCCUAAGCGAACAACAAAUAUAGUUGUGGAUUAUGAGCUUGCACAUAAAGAAAUCCUGCAAAAGCAAGAAGAGGAACUACGUCGCGAAUUAGAGGAAGAGAAACAGGCUGCACUCGGUCAAAUCGAGUUAGAACGAUUAGAAAAUGAAAGAAAUUACCACGAACAAGUAGAACUUCUCGAAUUAGAAAAAUUCAAAUACAAUUGCUCAAAAGAAUUACUAGAGACGGAGAAAAAAGCGCUCGCCGACAAAACGGGUAAUGAGGAACCAUUCCAAUAUACACCAUAUAAAUCCACUUUAGUAGAUGACAUCAAACGAAUAAUGCAACAUCCGACGGAGGAAAGCUUACAUAAAACUCAAUUGAAGGUGAAAGAGGCGACACAACGAUGUCGUGAACUCGGACUUCAAUUGGAAUUCAAACAGACCCAAGUUGUGGACGAAUUCGGCAUAUUCCGAGCUAUUGUAGCAAUAAUCGAUAAAGAAAACCAAAGGAAGGCAGAGUGGCCUACAGCGCGCCUUGAUGUCUGGUUAGAUCUCAUAAGAGAAAAUGAUGUGAAUGCAAAUAACGUAUUCAAAAGCUUCGACAUUGACUGGGUACCGUUAUCGGAAUCAUUGAAUGAAACUCUCAAUGACUCCCUUAAUUCAAGUCGAAUUUCUCUAAACUUGACUGCCGUCAGGGACGUGGUGCUAAAACAAAAACCUGUACCGAACAGUUUACAAAGAUUUUGCAAUAUGUUUAUAUCCAGCGGUAGUAGUAGGAAACAAGCACCAGACCCGGAAAAGGCCAACCACAUAUUAGGUUCAGUUCCAUAUAAAUCAUUAGAGAAUACCAAAAAGACUUUGACUUACGACGAAGAAGAUGCCUGUAUGCCAUCAAAGAGUUCUCCGAAUUCAAAACUCUCCGGUUUCAAUUCUUCAGCCAAUGUUUAUUUAAAAGAUAUCCAAAAACACACAUUGAAACUGAAGAAACUUUGCGAUCGAUAUAACGCUGAUGAAAAUUUAAAUCAAAAACAUCCACCCUUGGAUCGUAUUCAAAAAUCAAUCGAUCAAAUGGAGGAAAUCAUUUAUGAUCUCAAAACAAUGCUUACACAUAGUCCGGAUUCAACGACGAGAACACCGAAAUCUGUGAGAUUUCUUUUAGAUUAGUGCUUUUGCUAUUAAGGGGAUAGAUAGGAGCGUAUUUUUAUCUAUGUUAUUUUGUACACUGCUAUUCAAUUCUUUUGCAAAUAAAGUUUACA